AUGCCCAGACUCAACCACAAGAAGACGCGGACCGGCUGUCAGCGAUGCAAGGCGAGGAAGGUCAAGUGCGAUGAGCAGCGACCGAAAUGCUCUGCCUGCACACGCCACAAUGUGUCCUGCGAAUACAUCGAUCCAACACCUCGAAGAUCGGACAAUUUGUCCUUGACGACCCCUCCCGCUGAGUCGAACGGAUAUCAUGGAGACCUACAAGGGCUUGAUCCCAAACUUGAGAUUCGCCUCAUGCACGAAUGGACUGCCUACACGUGCUCGAGCUUCUCGACUGGUACGGAGUUCUGGCGUUUCCAGGCACCGCUGUUCGCCAUGGAGCAUCGCAUGGUACUAGAUGCCAUGUUUGCUCUGGCAGCUCUACACUUUUCGCGACAAUCGCCAAAGCAAUGGAUUCCAAUGGAAGGCCGCAUGGUACCGAUACGAGAUCCCAUUCAGAAGCCUGCCUAUGCCACCAAGGACAUAUCUGCUCAGUGGAAAGAGAAUGAAGAUGCCGUAGACGCAGCAAACGCUUUGCGCAAUUCGAACAACGCUGACUACGUUAGCACGAAACGCAGACAAGAGAUGCUCAUCAACGCGCGUGUCUACUUCGACAGAGCCAUCGAUGGCCAUCGCAGAGGUCUCUCAGCACUCACACGAGAGAACGUCGAAGCCGUCUACAUCACCUCCAUCCUCGUAUCAUUUCACGCAUUGUUCACUCUAAGCGACUCCUACGAAGACAGGACCCUCCCAACACUGGAUCCCGUCGUAUGGCUACGCCUUGCCGAUGGGACUCGAUAUCUAUGCGAGGUGUGGAGAGGGCUCAUGGGCGAAGAAUUUCUUGAAGCCAACGGUGUCUACUUCGGGCGCGGCAAACUGGACGAAGAAGACGCGCUUUUCCAGCGUGAAUUCGGCAGACCGUUCGAGAAAGUCCUCACUUUCAACGAAGAGUACGAGAUGGCAUCUCCAGGAGACAAGGAUUCGUACCAGAAGUGCACGGCGUAUAUCGCAUUGGUGUACAAGAGCAUCAUCGAAGGAAGCGAACCAGCACUCGCCAACUGCCGUCGCUUGGUAGCGCUGCCCUCACGGCUACCCAAGCGCUUUCUGGAACUGCUUGAUAUGCGGGCUCCUAGAGCAAUGGUCCUGCUUGCGCAUGCGUUUGCUCUGAUGAAACUCAUCUCAGACACUGUUCCCUGGUUUGCGGGCAUAGCUGAGCAGCAGGUCCCAAAAAUCUAUCAGAUCCUCCAACCUGGUUGGCAAGAGCUGAUGGCUUGGCCCAUGAGGAUCGUUGAAGGACGGUCGGAGCAAGAAUCGAAGGGAAUUGACAUUCGAGAUAUCAUCUCUUUGUGA
Messenger RNA from Zasmidium cellare ATCC 36951, 1335 nucleotides. RefSeq lists its product as uncharacterized. The transcript is spliced from 4 exons. Lineage: Eukaryota; Fungi; Ascomycota; Dothideomycetes; Mycosphaerellales; Mycosphaerellaceae. Gene Ontology annotation, molecular function: DNA-binding transcription factor activity, RNA polymerase II-specific; zinc ion binding. The coding region runs from base 1 to 1335 and encodes 444 amino acids. Gene Ontology annotation, biological process: regulation of transcription by RNA polymerase II. The record is from RefSeq and is a predicted model, not a curated record.